Chlorocebus sabaeus (green monkey) is the source of this 690-nucleotide messenger RNA. It is a transcript of the gene OAZ3, whose product is annotated as ornithine decarboxylase antizyme 3. Gene Ontology annotation, cellular component: nucleus; cytoplasm. Lineage: Eukaryota; Metazoa; Chordata; Mammalia; Primates; Cercopithecidae. Gene Ontology annotation, molecular function: ornithine decarboxylase inhibitor activity. The record is from RefSeq and is a predicted model, not a curated record. Gene Ontology annotation, biological process: positive regulation of protein catabolic process.
AUGACCGUGCCCUGGCGGCCAGGAAAGCAACGCAUCACUUAUAAGGAAGAGGAGGACUUGACACUCCAGCCCCGUUCCUGCCUCCAGUGCUCCGAGUCCCUAGUAGGCCUCCAGGUGGGCAAAAGCACCGAGCAGGGUAACCACGACCAGCUUAAAGAACUGUACUCGGCUGGGAACUUGACGGUGCUAGCUACUGACCCCCUGCUCCACCAGGACCCAGUACAGUUAGACUUUCACUUCCGCCUCACCUCCCAAACCUCCGCCCAUUGGCACGGCCUUCUCUGUGACCGUCGACUCUUCCUGGAUAUCCCAUAUCGGGCCUUGGAUCAAGGCAACCGGGAAAGUUUGACUGCAACGCUGGAGUACGUGGAAGAGAAGACAAAUGUGGACUCCGUGUUUGUGAACUUCCAGAAUGAUCGGAACGACAGAGGUGCCCUGCUGCGGGCCUUCAGCUACAUGGGCUUUGAGGUGGUCAGACCAGGUCACCCUGCCCUCCCUCCCUGGGACAAUGUCAUCUUUAUGGUGUAUCCCCUUGAAAGGGAUGUUGGCCACCUGCCCAGUGAGCCUCCUUGAACGUGCUUAUUCCAACGCUUUGAGGGGCUAGAAGCCUUGACACCUGGGGAUCAGGGGCCCGAGAUGUAAUUCAGAACACCUUCCAUCCUAGGAAUAAAGGGUAGUUGCAAUCAUCAA